UUACGGCACUCAGCGUCAUACGUCACAGGAAGUGAGUGUGCAGGUUGCUGUUGACGCUUCCGGUUGUGGCGGCCGGUGUUUCUUUCUCAUUUUCCUAGCAGUAGGUUUGGACACUCAGCAGACAUGAGGGACGUGACCGGCUUUCUACAGCAGCAGCAGAGCCAGAGCUCGUCACCUGAGACGGCCGCGGUAUGGCACCAGAUGGAGGAGAACUACAACAAGAACUAUAUGAAAACUUCAUCAGUGAGUUUGAGCACAGGUAUGAGCACAUCAUUUUACCGGGCUAUGCACUACAGCUGUUUAGAUAGGAGGCUUUGUUCUUUCCUCUCUUUAUUUUUCUUAUACAGGAUUAACCCAUUGUCACUGGUUGAAAUAAUCCUUCAUGUAGUCAGACAGAUGACAGAUCCCACAGUAGCAGUUACUUUUCUAGAGAAGACUCGGGAGAAGGUGAAAAGUAGUGAUGAAGCAGUGAUACUGUGUAAAACCGCCAUUGGAGCUCUAAAAUUAAACAUUGGAGAUUUGCAAGCCACCAAGGAAACCAUUGAAGGUGCAGAGGAGAUGCUUGGAGGACUUGCUGGUGUCACGUCUGUGCACAGCCGCUUUUAUGACCUGUCUAGCAAAUAUUACCAGACCAUUGGCAAUCAUGCUUCCUAUUACAAAGAUGCUCUGAGAUUUCUAGGCUGCACAGACAUCAAAGACCUACCAAUAACAGAACAUCAAGAUAGAGCCUUUACACUUGGCCUGGCUGGGUUACUUGGUGAUGGGGUCUAUAACUUUGGAGAACUGUUGAUGCAUCCAGUAUUGGAAUCACUGCGCAGUUCUGAUCGACAGUGGCUGAUAGACACCCUCUACGCCUUCAACAGCGGCAACGUGGAGACAUUCCGUGCCUUGAAAACAGCAUGGGGACAGCAACCUGACCUUGCUGCGAAUGAAAGCUUGUUGCUGAAGAAGAUUCAGCUGCUGUGUUUAAUGGAGAUGACAUUCACACGGCCAGCAAAUCACCGCCAACUAACGUUUGAAGAGAUAGCAAAGAGUGCACAAGUCAAUGUUAAUGAUGUGGAGCUGCUGGUUAUGAAAGCAUUGUCUGUUGGUUUGCUGCGGGGUAGCAUUGAUGAGGUAGACAAGCGAGUACACAUCACAUGGGUCCAGCCUCGAGUUCUUGAUCUCCAGCAGAUCAAGGGUAUGAAAGACCGUCUAGAGUUCUGGUGCACAGAUGUGAAGAGCAUGGAGAUGCUGGUAGAACACCAGGCCCACGACAUCUUGACGUAGAAUCCUUUCAAUUCACCACCCAGAGAUUGCGACAGUCCCGUCUCUGCCACAGGAAUCUGCUGUAUUAUCAGCACAGUUUGGGGAUUAAAUCAGGACUCAUUUGGGAGCAAUCCAUUUCCUCUAAUAUCCGAGGCAUCCGGCAAGCGUUCUGACUUUAGGUCGAAGAUUCAGCCUCUUUGUUACGUUUUAGGUUUUGUGUCUGCACUGAGAUGGCAAAUAAACCAAUUUCUGUAAAGUUCUUAA
Molecule: messenger RNA, 1512 nt
Organism: Nanorana parkeri
Lineage: Eukaryota; Metazoa; Chordata; Amphibia; Anura; Dicroglossidae
Gene: PSMD13
Product: proteasome 26S subunit, non-ATPase 13
Exons: 13
Coding region: 124-1269 (381 amino acids)
Biological process (GO): ubiquitin-dependent protein catabolic process
Cellular component (GO): nucleus; cytosol; proteasome regulatory particle, lid subcomplex
Molecular function (GO): structural molecule activity
Source: RefSeq, a predicted model, not a curated record